Molecule: messenger RNA, 776 nt
Organism: Haliaeetus leucocephalus (bald eagle)
Lineage: Eukaryota; Metazoa; Chordata; Aves; Accipitriformes; Accipitridae
Gene: RPS17
Product: ribosomal protein S17
Exons: 6
Coding region: 1-732 (243 amino acids)
Biological process (GO): translation
Cellular component (GO): ribosome
Molecular function (GO): structural constituent of ribosome
Source: RefSeq, a predicted model, not a curated record
AUGUGCACUCCCACCCCUGUCUGCCAGAGCCUGGCGUGGGACCUCUCUCCUUGGCUGCUCCAGCCCAACCCGGCGGAGCAGAGCGGUGUUGAGGACUUUGCAGCCCGGAGCCAGCGCUGGAUCCGGCCCCUGGGUCCGGGCAGCGCCCUGCGGCAGCGGGGGAACGUGGUGUCGGCGGGCGCUGGGACCCGGGCGAGUGCUCGGAGCCCCGCCCCUCCGGGCGGCUGCAGGCGCCCUCCGAGCCGCUGGGGGGCGCUGCCGGGCCCGGGUUGCCUCGGGGGUCCGGCGGGGCCUGACUGGUGUUUCCUUGGCCUCCACCCCGCGCAGGGACGCGUCCGAACGAAGACGGUGAAGAAGGCCGCCCGGGUGAUCAUCGAGAAGUACUACACCCGCCUGGGGAACGACUUCCACACCAACAAGCGCGUGUGCGAGGAGAUCGCCAUCAUCCCCAGCAAGAAGCUGCGCAACAAGAUCGCGGGGUAUGUCACCCACCUGAUGAAGCGUAUUCAGAGGGGACCCGUCCGAGGUAUCUCCAUCAAACUGCAGGAGGAGGAGAGGGAGAGGAGGGACAACUACGUCCCUGAGGUCUCUGCCCUUGACCAGGAGAUCAUUGAAGUGGACCCAGACACCAAGGAAAUGCUGAAGCUCCUGGACUUUGGCAGCCUGUCCAACCUGCAGGUGACACAGCCCACGGUGGGGAUGAACUUCAAAACGCCCCGAGGAGCGCUCUGAGUCGGUCGCUGUAUGUCACUUUUCCAAUAAACGUGAGGAAACCA